Messenger RNA from Pteropus alecto (black flying fox), 945 nucleotides. Its product is annotated as olfactory receptor 1N2. Gene Ontology annotation, molecular function: olfactory receptor activity; G protein-coupled receptor activity. The transcript has a single exon. Gene Ontology annotation, cellular component: membrane. The coding region runs from base 1 to 945 and encodes 314 amino acids. NCBI's taxonomy places the organism in Eukaryota, Metazoa, Chordata, Mammalia, Chiroptera, Pteropodidae. The record is from RefSeq and is a predicted model, not a curated record. Gene Ontology annotation, biological process: G protein-coupled receptor signaling pathway.
AUGAAGCCAGGAAACCGCACAUUUGAUGUCUCUGAAUUCCUCCUCCUGGGCCUGUCUGAGCAGCAAGGACAGCAGCCUCUCCUCUUUGGCAUCUUCCUGGGCAUGUACCUGGUCACUGUGGUGGGGAACGUUGUCAUCAUCCUGGCCAUUGGCGCUGAUCCACACCUCCACACUCCCAUGUACUUCUUUCUGGCGACCUUCUCCCUCACUGACCUAUGCUUAUCAUCUACCACGGUACCCAGAAUGCUGGUGAACAUUCAGGCUCACAGGCGUACCAUAACCUACACUGGAUGCCUCUCUCAGAUUUACUUCUUCCUGUGGUUCAUUGGUCUAGAUGUUUUCCUCCUGGCGGUGAUGGCAUAUGACCGGCUUUUGGCUAUUUGCUACCCGCUUCACUAUACCUUGGUCAUGAAUCCCAAAUGCUGUAUCCUGCUGGUGGUCAUGUCCCUAAUCCUCGCUCAUUCAUACUCUCUAACCCACACCCUUCUCUUGGCUCAACUGUCUUUCUGCACUGACAACAUCAUCCCCCACUUCUUUUGUGAACUUCUCUCCUUGUUGAAGCUCUCUUGUUCCAAUACUUAUGCCAACCAAUGUGUGCUGAUCUACUGGGGAGGGGCAUUAACCAUCCUGAUCCCCUUGCUAAUCAUCAUUUCUUAUGUCCGGAUUGUGGCUGCCAUUGUGAAUGUCCCAUCGGCAACGGGGAAGUGGAAGGCCUUCUCCACCUGUGGCUGCCACCUCUCUGCAGUUUGUUUAUUCUAUGUGUCUGCUAUUGGGGUGUACUUCAUUCCCUCCACGGCCGAUUCCACCAGCAAGGACAGGAUUGCGGCAGUGAUGUAUGCUGUGGUGACUCCCAUGCUGAAUCCAUUCAUCUACAGCCUGAGAAACAAAGACAUGAAGAAUGCCUUGGGGAGACUCCUGAGUAGAAGAGCAAUGAUAUCCCCAUGA